Messenger RNA from Cavia porcellus (domestic guinea pig), 1672 nucleotides. RefSeq names its product liprin-alpha-1-like. The annotation marks the transcript as partial. Gene Ontology annotation, cellular component: presynaptic active zone. The transcript has 11 exons. The record is from RefSeq and is a predicted model, not a curated record. Gene Ontology annotation, biological process: synapse organization. NCBI's taxonomy places the organism in Eukaryota, Metazoa, Chordata, Mammalia, Rodentia, Caviidae. Gene Ontology annotation, molecular function: protein binding.
ACCAGUGACAGCAGGCAGGAUGCGCUUCACAAAGCCCCAAAGAAGAAGAGCAUCAAGUCCUCCACUGGUCGUUUGUUUGGCAAAAAGAAAAAGGUUCUGCCUGGACAAACUGGCAAAGAAUCACCAAGACAAGCUGUUGUUUCUGAAACACCAAACUCAUCUCAGGAUGCCUUCCAACUUAGCAAACUGGGAGGAAAGGAUGAAAAAAAUCAUCAACUUCAAAAACAGCCUGAGUUGCUGGAGGAAGCCCAGAGGCAAGGCUUACCAUUUUCACAGUGGGACGGGCCAACCGUGGUUGAAUGGCUGGAGCUCUGGGUUGGGAUGCCUGCUUGCUAUGUGGCUGCCUGCAGAGCAAAUGUGAAAAGUGGGGCCAUCAUGUCAGCUCUGUCAGACAGACAGAUCCAGCAAGAGAUUGGCAUCAGCCACCCUCUGCACAGACUGAAGCUGCGGCUGGCCAUCCAGGAAACCCUGUGGCUCACCAGCCCUUCGGCUCCACCCACAUUGAAAAAGACACUUGCAUAUGGGGACAUGGACCACGAGUGGAUUGGCAAUGAGUGGCUGCCCAGCCUGGGCCUACCUCAGUACCGAAGCUAUUUCAUGGAGUGCCUUGUGGAUGCUCGGAUGCUGGACCACCUGACCAAGAAAGACCUGCGGGGGCGGCUGAAAAUGGUUGACAGUUUUCACAGGAACAGCUUCCAGUGUGGACUUAUGUGCCUGAAAAGGUUAAAUUAUGAUCGGAAAGAACUGGAAAGAAGAAGAGAAGAAAGUCAGGAUGUAGUUAAAGAUGUGCUUGUUUGGAGCAAUGAUCGAGUGAUUCGCUGGGUCAUAUCCAUUGGCCUUAAAGAAUAUGCAAACAACCUCAUAGAGAGUGGGGUUCAUGGCGCACAGCUGGCCUUAGAUGAAGCCUUCGAUUACAACACAUUGGCCCUGUUGUUACAGAUCCCGACAGAGAACAGAAAGGCUCGAAAUGUCUUGGACAAAGAAUUUGCCGACCUUUUGGUCCUUGGGACUGUCAGACGUUUUGAUGUCGAGGAUGACAAACACUUUAGGAGAGCACCUUCAUGGAGAGAGAAGGUUAGAGAAAAGGCCAUUCACGGCGUGGCAACUGGGUCAUCAGAGACACUCCCUGCAAACUUCCGAGUCUCUUCUUCCAAGUCUUCCCGCUCUGUGCAGCCCAAUGAGAUCCAGAUGGAUGGCAGUGUAUCAGAAACACAGAAGUUGGAUUCUGCGACAACCAGGACUUCCUCCUGUUAAGCCUCCUGUUGUUUUCCUGCACUACUUCUACAGAUGAUAUGCAGCAUUUUGAAUCCAACAGAGACUACGUUUUUUAAUUCAGUUGAAUCGCUAUCUGUUAAUACUUGUUAUAUGGAAUCCUAAGAUAUUUUAUAACAGAGUUUGUAAUUAGUCAAAAAUUCAUCAAUAACAUAGAGAAAAUAUUUUAGAAUUUAAUGUUUCUUCUAUUUUUGUAAACUUAGGACUUUUCAUUUAUAUAGUUACUUACUUUUUCAUCUAUGUUUAGGCUAUAAAUAUCUCUGGAAGCAAUUCAUGUUCUUAUAUCUAAUUUUAGUCUUUCAAAUGAAUGUACUGUAAUGCUUGUAUGUAUAAACCCUAUGAACAAAUACAUGGCUUUUGUAAAUUGUGCACAUAUUGUAAUUAUUACUAUUUAACUUUU